AUGUUCACCAAGUCUUUUGCUGCCGUGUCGGCCCUGUCGCUUUUUGCCUCAGCUGCGAAUGCUCUUGAUGCCAGCUUAAAGAACAAUGUUGCUGUAUACUGGGGUCAGGGUCCCAACCAAGACAGACUCAGCCAUUUCUGUGAACAGACCUCGAUGGAUAUCAUCAACAUCGGCUUCAUUAACGAGUUCCCCCGAUUCGUAGGCGAUAUUCCUGGUUCCAACUUUGGCAAUCAGUGUGAUGGCAACCUCUUUGAAGGAACCAACUUGCUCAAUGGCUGCCACCAGAUCUGGGAGGACAUCCCCAUAUGCAAGGCCGCCGGCAAGACAGUCCUGCUGUCCAUUGGUGGUGCCACUGCUACAGGCGAAUCCCUCCCUGAUGAUGCUACCGCAACUUGGUUUGCGGACUUUUUGUGGUACUCCUUCGGUCCUUACAAUCCUUUGAUUGCAUCAUUGUCUUGGACUGAAGAGCUCCUCGCCACUGCAUUCCCGCGCCCAUUCCUCGAUAUCUCCGUCGAUGGAUUCGACUUUGACGUUGAGCACAACGGUGGAGCUGGAUACGCUACCAUGAUCAACCGUCUGCGUUGGCACUUUGACCGGGUCCCUGAUCGCAGGUUCUACAUCUCCGGUGCCCCCCAGUGCCCCAUUCCCGACGCCCAGCUCGGCGAUGCCAUUGCCAACUCUGAAUUCGACUUCAUCUGGGUCCAAUGGUACAACAGCAACGGCUGCUCUGCUGCUGAUUGGGUCGAUGGGACAGGCGAAUUCAACUUUGACGAGUGGGUCGAUGUCAUUAAAGAUAGCGCCAACCCCGACGCGAAGCUUUUCAUCGGCCUUCCUGCAUCGGAGACUGCCGCCAACGCUGGCUUCUACCUGACCCCAGAGGAAGCCCAGCCCCUUAUCGAAACUUACAUUGAGAAGUAUCCCGACACCUUCGGUGGAGUUAUGCUUUGGGAGGCCACCGCUGGUGACAACAAUGUUGUCAAUGGCUUGACUUACACUGAGAACAUCAAGGAGAUUCUGUAUGAGUGUGCUCCUCCUCCUCCUCCCCCUUCUUCGACUGUGAUCCCCGUCUCAUCCUCGACUAUGAUGGUGACUCCUACCUCCACGCCUGUCUCAUCCUCGACUGUCAUGGUGACUCCUAGUCCCCCCGCCACGACGAUGACUACCACCUCGGCGGCAUCUUCCAGUUCGGUUGUGUCUUCUAGUUCUGUUGCUUCUUCCAGCUCCGCGGCAUCUUCCAGCUCGGCGGUUUCCACGACCUCAGUGGCAUCUCCAACCGUCUCCCCAACACACUCUAGUGCACUUACCACUCCUACUUCCUCGCCUUCUUCCACUGCCAUUGCUAGCACCACAACCGCGCACUCGUCUACCAUUGUUAUCUCUUCUGGAACCUCCGCGCCUGUCUCAUCCUCGACUGUCAUUGUGACUCCUAUUCCUCCCAGCUCGACAGUGACCACCACCUCAGCGGCGUCUUCCAGCUCGGUUGUGUCUUCCAGCUCGGCGGUUUCCACGACCUCAGCGGCAUCUUCUCCCGUGUCCCCAGCACACACUACUGUACCUAGCACCCCUACUUCCUCGCCUUCUUCCACUGGCCUUGCUAGCACCACAACCUCGCCCUCUGCUGUUGUUAUCUCUUCUGGAACCUCGUCUGCCAUUACCACCGGGUCGUCACCAUCCAGCAAGCCAGCUUCGUCUGCUUCCAUCGGCAGCACUGUUUCUAGCUCCGCUACUUCAUCGGCGACCACCAUUGCCGUCUCUGCGCACUCUUCCUCUGUCAUCUCAACAAGCAGCACUGUCGUAGCCCCUAUUGCUUCCCCCUCAGGAGUUGCUGGUUCUCACCCGACCACCACUGGUGGUCUCACCGGAAGACCUCCCGUCAGCUCACCUGCCGGUCAGGGCUCCCAGCCUGCCUCAGGCUCCACUCCCCUAGUCACUGGCCGCCCCGCUAGCACCGCUCCCGUCGCUUCAACCACUGAGUCUGGAGCGGAUUCCGCCAGCACCCAGCCCACUGGAGGACCCCAGACCAAUGGAGGCUCCCAGACUACCGAAGGUUCCCAGCCUAGCGGUACUGACUCGGUCACUGCUUCAUCCGAAAUCACCGCCGCUCCCUCCGUGACUGCCUCGCCUUCUUCCUUGGCCCCGGGAACCACCACAACUAUCAUUGUGACAUCGUACAUUGAUAUCUGUCCCACUGGUUUCACCACCAUUACCACCACCAUUACCAAGACCUACUGUCCUGGUAACGCUGCCACUGCCACCGCCACUGGCGGAGCUGAGAUCACCGCUCCUGCCUCUGGCCCUGCCACUCCCACUGAUAUUCCCGAGGGCUGGACCACUACUGUGACUGUCUGCACCCAGUGCGCUGCUACCCCCACUACCGUGACACUCACCAAGCCCAUUGUCACGGCUACCACCGAGGUCGUCUCGCAGCCCACCGCUCCAGCCGCUGGCUCCGGGUCCAACACUGGAUCUGGCGAGGGUGAGGGUGAGGGUUCCAACCCCGGCUCCGGCUCUCCUGGCCAGGGUGAAGCUCCUGGUGCCACAGUUACCGGAGUCCCUGUGGUGCACAUUCCUGGCCCUAAGCCUGGGCACGGCCAUGGAGGCCACUUCCACCCCGGUAGACCGUCUUCAAGUCUGAUCCACCGACCUUCGCCUUCGCAGACCGUCGCCGGCACCCUCCCGGCCACUGCUACCAAUGAUGCCGGUGCACCUACCAACACUCCGGAGGGCGUGUCUCCGGUCUACACUGGCGCCGCCUCCCGGGCCGGUGUUACUGGGUUCUUUGGUGGCGCGCUCGCCGUCGCUCUCUCCAUGUUCAUGAUGUUGUGA
Messenger RNA from Penicillium bovifimosum, 2826 nucleotides. RefSeq names its product class III chitinase ChiA1 (gene chiA1). Gene Ontology annotation, cellular component: extracellular region. Gene Ontology annotation, molecular function: chitinase activity. Gene Ontology annotation, biological process: carbohydrate metabolic process. The record is from RefSeq and is a predicted model, not a curated record. The transcript has 2 exons. Lineage: Eukaryota; Fungi; Ascomycota; Eurotiomycetes; Eurotiales; Aspergillaceae. Bases 1 to 2826 code for a protein of 941 amino acids.